UUCUUUCUUCUGGUGAUGGCGUGUCUCAUCUUCUUUAUGCAAUGCGGUUUCGCUUUCUUGGAGGCCGGGUCUGUCCGCAGUAAGAACACCACCAAUAUUCUCAUCAAAAAUCUACUGGAUGUCUGUAUCGGUGCCGUGGCGUACUGGGCUGUGGGUUACGCCUUCGCCUUUGGUCCCGGCAAUGCCCUCCUCGGUCACCGCUACUUCUUCUUUGAGAACAUGCCUUCAAGUUUGUACUCUCACUGGUUUUUCCACUUCGUCUUUGCGGCAACUGCUACGACAAUAGUCUCAGGAGCCAUGGCAGAGAGAACUGAAUUCGGCGCGUACCUCAUUUACAGCUGCAUCAUUACUGGAUUCAUCUAUCCUAUUGUUAGUCACUGGGCGUGGUCAGCGGAGGGGUGGCUUGGUGCUGGGCCUGGCCAAGAAGGAAUAACGUAUCAGGACUUUGCCGGGAGUGGAGUGGUUCACAUGGUGGGGGGAAUGGCUGCUCUGGUCGGCGCAGCUAUGGUUGGUCCGCGUCAUGGUCGGUUCGACAAGGACGGACAAGCAGUGACUAUAUAUGGCCACACCGUCCCGCUCGCAGCUCUGGGUGGCUUUAUUCUCUUCUUUGGCUUCUUUGCUUUCAAUGGCGGCUCCCAGGCGAGUAUCUCCCAGCCUGGAGACGGUGAGGUUGUGGCAAUCUCUAUUGUCAACACCAUCAUUAGCGGUGGGCAUGGUGCUCUGGUAGCCAUGCUCAUUAAAAAACUUGGUUUCAAUGGACAGUGGAGUUUGUUAAUUACACUCAAUGGUGGACUGACUGGAAUGGUGGCGAUAUGUGCUGGCUGUAACGCACUAGCACCGUGGGGCGCCGCCAUCGUUGGCGUAGUGUCAGGCGUUGUCUAUGUCGUCUGGAGCUAUGCCGUGUGCAAGCUAAAGAUCGAUGACCCUUUGGACGCUGUAGCAGUUCAUCUUGGAGGAGGCUUAUGGGGGGUGUUUUCCGUACCAAUUUUUCGAUUCGGAGAAGGUGUCGUUUUUACAUGGAGUCAAGACGCAUUUGUUGCUUUGGGUUGGAAUGCUUUGGGUGCUCUGGUCAUCAUGGCGUGGACUGGAGUACUGACAACCAUUUUGUUUGGAACUAUGAGGAUCUUUGGCAUUUUGCGAGUGUCGCCGGAAAUAGAGGCCAAAGGUCUCGAUAUUGCCAAACAUGGCGAGUCUGCAUAUCCACUUUCAAGCUACGGUCACGGCUGGUCAUCGGAGGCUGAUCUCAUUGAGGUCAAAGUUCGUGGAGCGGAUAACAAUGGGAACCUAAACGAAUCACCAACAGCAAGCUCUAGCAAAGGCUCGCCAGCUUCAAGUGAGCGUGAUAUUAGGAAAGAAAGCAGCAUUAGCGGUGUUUUACCGGUCCAAGUAUUUCAACUUCAGCCCAAGGAGCAAGAACUUCCCGUCGAAGAGGUUGACAAUAAGAAUAGCGAUGCCAAAUAAAAUCUGUUAGUAACGUAUGCAUGUAUUUCGUUUGAGCGGGUCACAUAAUGACCCCUUGCGUAAUGACGUUAAUAGUGGGUGCAUUCGUUUAGCUUCCCUGGGUCGACCCCGGUGUGUGGCGGUUUUUUUUCUU
Molecule: messenger RNA, 1594 nt
Organism: Asterias rubens (European starfish)
Lineage: Eukaryota; Metazoa; Echinodermata; Asteroidea; Forcipulatida; Asteriidae
Product: putative ammonium transporter 1
Exons: 11
Coding region: 16-1461 (481 amino acids)
Biological process (GO): ammonium homeostasis; ammonium transmembrane transport
Cellular component (GO): membrane
Molecular function (GO): ammonium channel activity
Source: RefSeq, a predicted model, not a curated record